AUGGAAUUCACGCCUGCUUCAUAUGAUGUGCUCAUCAACUUUACAGGAGAAGACAUCCGUAGGAAGUUCGUUUCUCAUCUCGAUUCUGCCCUCUCAACUGCUGGGCUCACCACUUUCUUUCACGAGGAGAAUAUAGUCAAAGCCAUGCAGCUCCAAGAUCUAACACAACCAAAAGAAUUGUGUCGGGUAGCAAUAGUUGUUUUCACUAAAACCUACGCUGAAUCUGCUUGGUGUCUCCAUGAGCUUCAAGAAAUCAUCAAAUGGCAGGAAAUUUAUUGCCGACAUGUUCUGCCCGUAUAUUACGAAAUUCAUCCAUCUGAUGUACGUCUUCAGAAGGGUAAUUUUGGAAAAGCCUUGAAAGCAACUGCACAACAAACAUUUUCAGGACAACAAGUGGAAGAUGCCUUGUCCAGGUGGAGCCGCGCACUCACCAAAGCAGCAAAUUUGUUUGGGUGGGAUGAGAGCAAUUACAGGAGUGAUGCUGGACUAGUGGAGAAAAUUGUUAAGAGCGUUCUUAAUUUACCAGUCUUGGCUGCUACUAAAUUUCCAGUUGGAUUACAAUACCAUGCGGAAAACUUGAUUCGAUAUAUUAAAAAUAACAAUGUCAGUAUCAUAGGGAUAUGGGGAAUGGAAGGAGUGGGUAAAACCACCAUUGUCAAAGCCGUCUACAACCAAAUUCAUAGUACGUUCAUGUAUAAAAGUUUCAUUGAAGAUGUUGAAGAAAUUUGUGGAAGAGGGCAUUUUCAGUUCGAAAAACAACUUCUUUCAGAUGUCCUAAAAACAAAGGUCGAGAUAAAGAGCAGAGAGAUCGGUGCAAGUAUGAUUCAGAAAAGACUUUCAGGAAGAAGGAUGCUCAUUGUACUUGAUGGUGCGAAUCAAUUUCAGCGAUUGAAAUUUUUAUGUGAAAAUCGUAAAUGGUGUGGUGAUGGAACUGUGGUGUUAGGGUGGCUAAAAUUUCUCAAUCUAAGUCACUCCAAGUACUUGACGGAAACACCGGACUUUUCAGGACUACCAAGUCUUAAAAAGCUCAUUCUCAAAGAUUGUCCAAGUUUGAGCAAGGUACACCAAUCCAUAGGAGAUCUCUGCAAUCUUCUACUGAUAAAUUUGAAGGACUGUACAAGUCUUAGCAAUCUCCCCAAAGAGGUAUAUAAGUUGAAAUCUUUAAAAACUCUCAUCCUGUCUGGUUGUUUAAAGAUUGACAUUUUGGAAGAAGAUGUAGCGCAGAUGGAAUCCUUGAUAACACUAAUUACUGAAUAUAAAGCAGUGAAACAAGUGCCCUUUUCAAUUGUAAGCUCAAAAUGCAUUGGAUAUGUAUCCCUACGUGGAUUUGAAGGAUUGUCACACAAUAUUUAUCCUUCUAUCAUUCGGUCUUGGAUCUCACCAACAAUGAAUCACUUAUCUUAUAUUCGUCCGUGUUGCAUGGAUUUGGACAAUAAUAAUUGGGGUGACCUUAAGCCAAUGCUGAGCAGCCUUGCCAAUCUUCGAAGUGUUUUGGUUCAAUGCGACACGGAGUUUCAACUAUCUAAGCAAGUAAAAGCAAUUCUUGUUGAAUACGGUGUACAUUUUACGGAGUUAAGGAUUUCAAACCAUCUAUUGAGGUUUUCUUUGAUCGGUGUUGGAUGUUACAAUGAAUUCUUCAACACUCUCAGCGAGAGUAUAUCUGAGGGAUUGGCAAGGAGUGAAUCUUCUUAUGUUUGUCUUCCAGGUGACAACCAUCCUCAUUGGUUGGCCCAUGUGGGUGGGCGACAUUCAGUUCAUUUCACUGUGCCUAAGGACUGUGACUUGAAGGGAAUGGUUUUGUGUGUUGUUUAUUUAUCAACCCCUGAGAAUAUGGCAACUGAAUGUCUUGCAAGUGUCUUAAUUGUUAACUACACAAAGUGCACAUUCCACAUACACAAGCAUGGCACAACAAUUUCCUUUAACGAUAUAGACUGGGAGGGCAUAAUAUCAAAUUUAAAAUCUGGGGACAAGGUGGAGAUUUUUGUGACUCUUGCUCAUGGAUUGGUGGUCAAGAACACAGCUGUCUAUCUGAUAUAUGGUGAAUCAAAGAAAAAUACCCUCCAUAAAUUCAUAAAAAAAAAGUUUGAUGUGUGA
Molecule: messenger RNA, 2094 nt
Organism: Sphenostylis stenocarpa
Lineage: Eukaryota; Viridiplantae; Streptophyta; Magnoliopsida; Fabales; Fabaceae
Source: the annotation of a GenBank genome assembly